AUGAGUAGCAUGCAGGUGGAGGGCAAACUCACGAUGAUAAGCAACUAUGGUGGAGAUGUGUUCUUGGAUAUCGAAGUCGGGUUGCGGUGGGUAUGGCAUCGUGUCAUUGUUUAUGAUGCCGAUAAUGUGCUGCUUCUCAAUGGCAGGGUCGGUGAGGAGGUACGUCGCGAAGACCAAAGUGCCUACAAAAGUGAGUACGUCGCCGAGGAUAAUGAAAAUGCGCACAACGAUGACGUUUCUCUUGAACCACAGCAGGGAGACGGAGUAGCCGCGUUUCAUCUCCCUCAUCAGGCAAAGACAAUUGCUGAUUUCGUCUUCUUCGGCUGCGUUGACUUUGUCCUCCACCCAACGUUCAUUCCACUCCGUUGGAUGAAUACACUGUGGAUAACGAAGCAGGAUGGUGGUUUGUUAGGCGAAGACGGUGGCAUGCGUGACAUGCGUUUUCUCGUGAGUCGCCAUCCCUCCACAAGACCAUCAGCCUUAGGUGAUGCCGCUUGCUUGAAAGUGGGUGCCUCUCAAACACUCCUACCAUUACUGCCAACCACAAACUUUCCUCCAUCAUUUAUGCGCCCUUUAAACCGAUUCAACGCAAACUACUCACCUCAGCAUUGCCACCAAAUGAUUGGGUUGACUAAGCACUCAAAUUGUGGAAAAAAAGGAAAAGAAUAG
This is a messenger RNA of Hydatigera taeniaeformis, 669 nucleotides long. The record is from the annotation of a GenBank genome assembly. NCBI's taxonomy places the organism in Eukaryota, Metazoa, Platyhelminthes, Cestoda, Cyclophyllidea, Taeniidae.